This is a messenger RNA of Orussus abietinus, 2785 nucleotides long. It is a transcript of the gene Mau2, whose product is annotated as MAU2 chromatid cohesion factor homolog. The record is from RefSeq and is a predicted model, not a curated record. The coding region runs from base 125 to 1981 and encodes 618 amino acids. Gene Ontology annotation, biological process: mitotic sister chromatid cohesion; maintenance of mitotic sister chromatid cohesion. Gene Ontology annotation, molecular function: protein binding; double-stranded DNA binding. The transcript has 8 exons. Lineage: Eukaryota; Metazoa; Arthropoda; Insecta; Hymenoptera; Orussidae. Gene Ontology annotation, cellular component: chromatin; SMC loading complex.
AACGGUCGCGGACGUUCUCCGCAAUUUUGACGAUAGAAUCUUGAGUUUGGAGGACUACGUGGGCGUGUAGCUCGAGUAUCACGCGGGGACGACAGAUGGCGAGACUAGUUCGAAUAAUUUGUUCAUGGGCGCGGUCGACGAUCUAAUCGUUCGCGUACUUCGUGGCUACGGGCGAGACAUCCAGAGACAUGUCAAAAUGGCGUCUUCUCAGGACGCCUGGUAUCUCUCGCUUCUUGGCUUGGCGGAGAAUUUCCGCACGUCUAGUCCUCCAAACAUCAAAUCGUGUAUACAGUGCCUACAGGCAGUUUUCAACUUUAAACCGCCACCGAGAGUCGAGGCUCGCACGCAUCUACAACUUGGAAAUAUCCUCUUGACUCACACGAAAAAUGUCGACUUGGCUCGAUCUCACCUGGAGCAGGCAUGGAGACUCAGUGAAAACUUAAAUACGUUUGACGAUGUCAAGUUUGAAGCAGCUAGUGUCAUCGUCGAGUUGUACGAACAACAACAGCAAUCGAAUCUCAGCAUGCCCAUUUUAAGACGAGCGAUAGAAUUAUCUCAAUCCAAUGUCUAUUGGCACUGCAGAUUGAUUUUUCAGCUUGCCCAAAUACACGCAUCGGAGAAAGAUUACGUGGCGGCGAGCAGUUUACUCGCGGUCGGUGUCGAUUAUUCGCAUAUAAGCAAUGCCAACUACACGAGGGUUUUAUUUUUACUGAGCCGUUGUAUGCUCUUGCUAGUAGAGAAAAAGUACUCCGAGGUACACCCUUUACUCGGCACUGCCGGGCAUCACGUCGAAAAUUGGCAAGGUAGCGUGCAUCAGAAGGAAUAUCUGAAGGUGUACUUCUUAGUUCUGCAAGUGUGUCAUUUUCUCAUGGUUGGCCAGGUGAAGAGUGUAAAACCUUACCUGAAGCAACUACAACAAAGCAUACAGACGAUAAUGUCUCCAAAUUGGCCAGCGGACGAAGUGGUAGCAGGUUCUAAUUUUGGAGAUAUGUUCAUAUGGAUGCCGAAAGAACAUCUCUACGUUUUGGUAUACCUGGUAACCGUUAUGCACUCCAUGCAAGCUGGUUACAUGGAAAAGGCUCAAAAAUACACCGACAAGGCUCUCACGCAGAUUGAAAAGCUCAAAAUUGUUGACAACAAACCGAUACUUUCCGUCUUCAAAUUGAUGUUGCUAGAGCAUAUCGUAAUGUGUCGGCUAGUUAUGGGAAAUAAGAGUUUGGCCCUUGCGGAAAUAUCCCAAGCAUGUCAGUUAUGCAGGAGGCAGCCAAGACUGCUGCAAGGUCACCGACCGCAAUUACACGUCCUACUAGGCCUUUAUGCCAUGUCCAUGAAUUGCAUGGAGGCUGCCGAAUCUCAGUUCACUGCCGCAUUAAAAACUUCCCAGGAACGAGAGCUCUGGACGUUCGCCAAUUUGAAUUUGGCGAUAGUUUAUCUUAGGACAAAAAGGGAUGCAGAGUUGGGUGCUCUUUUGGAGAGGAUAAAUCCUGAAUCGCUGACCUCUCAUUCGCAUUCUCUCCAAGCUGCCGCCUAUUACGUUCAAGGGUUGCAGGCCUUCUUCGGUGCUCGAUACAACGAAGCAAAAAGGUACCUGAGGGAAACGUUAAAAAUGGCCAACUCCGAAGAUUUGGACAGACUGACGUCUUGCAGUUUGGUUCUACUCGGCCACAUAUUCCUCUCUCUCGGUAACAGCAGGGAAUCCAUGAAUAUGGUGACACCGGCCAUGCAAUUAGCUUCCAAGAUACCGGACAUGCACGUGCAACUGUGGGCCAGUGCGAUACUUAAAGACCUCUACAGGAUAUGUGGAGAUCCCAAUCGAGAGAGCGAAGCCUACCAGAUGCACUGCAAUUUCUCUCAGAUGCUUCUCAAGGAUCACUUCCAGAGUUCGCAGAUGGCUGAGCACUCUCUUAUUCAGUGGAUAGAUGGACCGAUCCCUACCCUGCCCAGCAAUCCACCACCGUCUACUUCUCAGGCUAUUAUGUAACCUGGUACAAAAUUAUUUUCCGUCUAUCUGGACCAAACACGGAAACCUUUGCGGUCGAUGUUGUCCUUCAUCGAAGACGAAGGGCUCGCAGAAUAAAUCGAGGGCCUUGGUGGAUUAUCCAAUCGAGGUAUCGCCAUCGACAGAUAUCGGGAGAAUCUCUCUUGGUCAAAUGCGAGGAUUCCCAGGAGGAGCGUGAGGUUGCUUCCUUACAGUACGAAGCUUAGCGCGCCUCGGGGCAUUACAGUGAACGGUACGGACAGGAGGUACUUGAUUUUUCUUGUUCUUCAAAGCUCUUAUCCUUGCGAGCUUUGAGCGGUAUGUUUCGAUUCAUGGCUUGUACGACAAAUACAAGUAUAGAUGUAAAUAAUUGCGAGGUAGUCACCGAUGGAUAUAUGGCUGGAUUAUUUUAUACAUCUUGGUAAUAAUAAGAGUGCAUGGGAAAUUCAAAUUAAGAGAUGUGCCUAAAAAAUUGGUGGAUCCUCGCAAUAAAUGCAGGUUUUGUAACAGGACAAACCGAUGGCACUUGUAACGAUAGGAUUACAGUUUAACGAGGUAUAGAGGAGCGUACGCUCUGUGGCAAUUUGAUAUCCUCAAACAGUGAUCGAUGAGGAAUUAAAUUUAAUUGUACAUCGUAAUUUCACGUUAAGCAUCACGUGCGUUAGGGUAAUUUUAAAUAAAAAUUAUCAAAAUCAGUCAGAUGACGUCAAGGGUCGGUUUUCCAUCAAUAGAACGUAUCGAUGCACUGUAAAAAGAUAUAGUCACGUUGUAAGAAAAAACACUUAAAAUAUACUCUACAUGAAUAUA